Messenger RNA from Drosophila erecta, 1508 nucleotides. RefSeq lists its product as uncharacterized. The transcript has 3 exons. Bases 373 to 894 code for a protein of 173 amino acids. NCBI's taxonomy places the organism in Eukaryota, Metazoa, Arthropoda, Insecta, Diptera, Drosophilidae. Gene Ontology annotation, cellular component: membrane. The record is from RefSeq and is a predicted model, not a curated record.
UGCAGCGGCGGCAAGUUCAGCUCGCAGUUCAGUUCAGUCGACCAGCGGCCGCCGUGGACAAAGCAACGUACCGUACCGCCAGCACUCGCAGCGCAGCGCACGGAUAUAUAGCUACAGCUAACUACCAGAUACUAAACUGCACACACCGCUCUACACAAAUAUCUUGAGAAUCAGCGCGCGUUCAUAUACAUCAGAUAUAGAUAUAUAGAGUAGCCGCCGAUCGACCGACCGACGGACCAGCGAACAUAUAGAAAGCGGUGCUUAUUUUUUCAUCUUAUUUUAUUGUGACAAAAACCGCGACAAGUGUUUAAAAAUAGUUGUUGUGCCCGCCAAACUGAAACCAAGCCAAGCUAAACUAUAAACAGCAACAACAUGGUCGAGACCGUUGUCAACAUCGAGCGCACAACAACAACAACAACGACGCCGAACGGACCGCCAGUUGGCGGCGAUGGCGGCUUCUGGGGCGCCAUCCGCCUGAACAUCGACUAUUUCCGCACCGUGCCGGGCAUCAUCAAAAUCGUGGAGUUUGUACUGGGCAUCAUCUGCAUGGCCCUGGCCGCUCCUCCUCUGGCCUCGGCCACCUCGUUCUUCAUGUUCGUGAUCGUCAUCUCGUUCAUCAUCAACAUUCUGCUGAUCGCCGCCUAUUUCCUGGGCAUUCGAGAGGCCCUCAAUGUGGCCGUCAACUGGAUAUUCUCGGAGCUGAUCACCACCGCUGUGCUGACGCUGCUGUACUUCAUCGGAUUCAUUGUCCAGCUGGCCAGGUGGUCGGAUGCCACGGGCAUGGGUUCCGGCUCGAAUACCGCCGCCGGUGUGUUUGGACUCUUCAAUUUCCUGGCCUACGCGGCGGGCACGUACUUCCUGUUCCUGGCCCACAGGUCCGGGGCCACCCACUAAGUGCAGCCAACUCAAGUGACUGGAUCUUAGUCUAGAGUUAUUUCUAAUCGUUUACAGAAUAAGUGCAGAUCGAGUACUUUGUAAUUUUGCCUCUUUAUUUUUCAUUUUGUUUUUGCCAACGUAUUUUUGUUUUUUGUUGUUAAUUUAUGCGAGAACAUAUGCAAAUCGACGGUGGAAAGCACAAUGCCCUUCUCCACUUGAUGUGUUUUUAAUGUUAUUUUAAAUGGCUAACUAACGUUUAAGUCUUAAAUCCACCCGCACAAGACCAUAUCUACGAAAACGAGUAGGGUGGGCAUCCCACUUAAUACAUUAAUAUUUAUCAUUUCAUGACUUACAUAUAAUGAUCUUGAAUUUGAUUUGCAAUCAAAUGAGACAAAGUAGUACAUACAAUAGUAAUAUGAUUUUUGUUUGCCUUUUACAUAUAGUUAAAUAUAACGACUAGCUUGUUGAAAGGAUAAUAGGAUCCUAGUUAAAGGUGGCCCACCCUAAUCAAUACACACAUGCACCAAAAAACAAAAAACGCGACGAAAACGAAUUAAGAGCGCUUCAAAGAUUUAAGUUCAAUAAAUUAUUUGUAUUUUCUCAACCACUGCGAAAGUGAACACAAUCUGAAA